AUGGCAAGCAUGGCAGUGCAGUUACUGGGCUUCUUCACCUGCCUUAUUGGUUUUAUAGGAACUAUUAUUUCCACAGUGCUUCCUCACUGGUGGCGGACUGCACACGUUGGCACCAACAUCAUCACGGCUGUGGCAUAUAUGAAGGGCCUUUGGAUGGAAUGCGUUUGGCACAGUACAGGAAUUUACCAGUGCCAGGUCCACCAGUCUCAGCUGGCCCUUCCUCGAGAUCUUCAGAUUGCCAGAGGUAUGAUGGUCACGUCUUGUGUCCUUUCACUACUGGCCUGCAUGGUCUCUGUCUUUGGCAUGAAGUGCACUCAAUGUGCCAAAGGAUCAUCGGCCAAGAAGAUGAUCUCGGUCCUUGGUGGAGUCCUCUUCCUCCUGGCUGGCUUUACGUGUCUGAUUCCAGUGGCCUGGUGUACCAAUGACGUUGUCAAUGACUUUUACAACCCAGCUCUUCCCUAUGGUAUGAAGUUUGAGAUUGGACAAGCUCUUUAUGUUGGAUUUAUCUCAGCAGGCUUGACUAACAUUGGAGGGAUCAUGUUGCUGUUUACUUCUUGCCGAAAGUCAGUUGACCAAGUGCCGUAUCUCCAUCCAUCACAUCACCUACGGAGGGCAGCUAUGAGCAAGCCAGCACCAGUCCACAAAAGUAGUCAUACCCCUUCCUGGUCCUCUGCCUCUCGUUAUGGCUAUCAAAUCAAUGACUUUGUUUAA
This is a messenger RNA of Staurois parvus, 711 nucleotides long. NCBI's taxonomy places the organism in Eukaryota, Metazoa, Chordata, Amphibia, Anura, Ranidae. The record is from the annotation of a GenBank genome assembly.